AUGGAUCAACUUUGGCUUGUUUUACUGCUUCAGCUAUCAUUCAUGAAAACUAUUUCAAUUCGAACAAAAUGUCCGUUAUGCAUUCGUUAUAGACAUUUUGAGCAGAAGAUGAUUGAACAAUGUCCGUGUGUGAAGCCACCCGGUAGUAAUGAAUGUUUAUCAUAUGAUAAUCGUUUACAAGCAGCAAACAUUGACGAAGCGUUGCAUACAUUUCCGGAUCUAUCUAGUAUGACAGAAAAUGCAUUACCGCUAGUUUCGGAUGAGAGUAAAAUUAUGAUGAAAUCUGUUUUACAAUUUUCGCUUCCACAAAAAACGAUUUAUAAAACUCCGAAGAUGUAUAGAUGUGAUGGAAAAGAAUGUCAAGCAUGCAAACUUUUAGUCACCAAUGCAUUCCACCGAGCGAAUGAUAAUAAUUUCCAGGCAGAUAGCAGCGCUAUCACUCAAUUAUCAGUUGACAUCGAUGAAUCAUUGUGCAUGAAAAAUCGGUCUAUUUCAAGAAAUGCAGUAAAUGAUGGAAUUGAAAAUGCUACUGUAACUGAAGAAUUGCCAGCUCAUAUAGAAGAAUUCAUUAGCUUAUUAAAACCAAAAGUACGAAAACGAAGGAACUGGAAAGAAUCAAAGCAAAAAUUAUUGGGUUCAGCAAUAACGAUUAGUUGUAAUUAUAAAAAAGGUGAAGAAAUUGUACAAGGUUGGACCGGAUUGUGUAAUUUAUGUUGGCAAUGGAGAAAGCUACCGGCUAAUUAUUUUCCGGUUUUGCUUAAUGAAGUUUCAUGUGAUACCAGUGAUGUGGGAUGUCUUUCAGGUUUUGGUAAUUGUCGCCCAGUGAUGCGUACCAUAAAUGUUCUCCGUAAUGCGGGUACCCAAAAAUCUACCCGAUGGGUACAGGAAUCAAUCAAUACAAUAUCAGCCUGUGAAUGCCAGGUGGAAAUUGGAACUCCGUUACAUUCACUUGUUUUACGUUAA
This is a messenger RNA of Brugia malayi, 963 nucleotides long. RefSeq lists its product as uncharacterized. Lineage: Eukaryota; Metazoa; Nematoda; Chromadorea; Rhabditida; Onchocercidae. The transcript has 6 exons. Bases 1 to 963 code for a protein of 320 amino acids. The record is from RefSeq and is a predicted model, not a curated record.